AUGUGCAUUGAGGAAUGGAUUGCAGCUGUUAAAUCAUACUUCUCAGUAUGCAAAAUUCCGGACGAGGACAAAGUUGAAUUAAUCAGACAACAUGUGAAAGGAGAGGCCAAGGUUACUGUUAAACUGAGAGUCAAAGAUGAUGAAACUGACAUUGUAAAAGUCUUCAAGAUGCUAGAAGAAGUUUAUGGCGAUAAAGUUCCAGUGGGCAUUAGGCUGAGGGAAUUUUAUGACCGGAAACAAGCAGCAAGUGAGCGGAUACGAGCUUACGGGUACGACUUAGAGGAGAAACUUCGCCGUCUAAAGCGUCGUGACUCAAAAUGCAUCUCAGACCCUAAUGCCAUGUUAAAAGAGCAGUUUGUCCUUGGCCUCAAAGAUGAUAACCUUAGAAGAGAAAUAAAGAGACAGGCCAAAGGGCAGCCAGAGCUAACAUUUCAUGAAUUAAUGAAAGCAGCAAUUGAUUGGUCGGAGGAGGAGGAGGCCUCCCAAACCACACGUGACAAAAGCCAUACUCGCAGUGCUGUAAAUAGUGUAGCCACUGAAGACACGUCUCCAGCCUUGACUUUACAGUCUUUACAUGAAGCAAUCCAGAAAUUAGCUGUGAGACAGGAAGAACUUUAUCGGGUCGUACAGAGGCCUGAAAAGCAUGUCACUGGUAAGCCAAGACAGCAAAGACCCCCGCAGAGGGACGAGUUGGGACAGCUGAUAUGCUACACCUGUGGGGAGCCAGGACACAUAAGCAGGGAAUGCCGAAAGGGCCAACAGAAACGGCGCCAAGCUAAUGCUAUCGUAUCGGAUGUGUCUGUUGACGAUCAAGAUGGCCAGGCUGAGGGAGCUAUCAGAACAGCAACCGUGGGGCCUAUCAAUCCAGUAUCUGUACUCAUGACUGAACAGAGAGCUGCACCGAUGGGCGCAUUUGGCAACUGUUUCACGGUUGAUGUUAUCAUAGAUGGUGUUAAGACAUGCUGCUUGCUUGACACAGGCUCAGAAGUAACCACGAUGUCUGAAGACCACUUCAAAAAGCACUUUAGAGGAAAGGCAUUGUCCCCGGCAAAGUGGGUUAAGCUGACAGCGGCCAAUGGGCUAGAUAUUCCAGUUUUGGGGUGCUUGUACACAGAGGUUGAGUGCUUUGGAAAAAAAUUAGCCGAUAAGUGCGUGUUCGUGCUGCGAGAUGACACGACCAGGGGGAAGGUGUCUAGCCAGGCGCCAGGCAUAUUAGGCAUGAACAUCCUUUGUGACCUGCGCAGUCUUUUCAAUGACAUGCACGGAGUACAGGCGAUGGAUCGCCACAAGCAGUCUUCUGGAGUGGGAAAUCUGCACCGCGUGUUUGUACAGAUGGCAAAGGAAGAACAGUUUGUUGGCCCCAAAGGCGAGAUCGGCUAUGUUAAGGUGGCUGGUCGUCAGGCAGUCGUGGUACCCCCACGAAGUGAAGUAGUCAUUGAGGGCCGCUGCAGAAUUCCCCCAAAAAUGCACAGCCAGGUGUUAGUUGAGGCUUCCCCAACUAUCAGCAUGCCCCAUGGACUGUUAGUUGCAAAUGUCCUGACCCACACAGUAAAGGGAAAGGUGUCAGUGCGCCUUCUCAAUGCACGUCAAGAGCCCGUUGUGCUGCCCCCUAGAUUGAGAAUUGCAGAGCUUAGCAGGCCAGAGAAGGUUCUCCCAAAGGACAUGCUCAUGUUUGAGGAGGCUGAGGGGGAGGUCCAUGUUAGAACGCUGGAGGGUGAGACUGCAUCUGAGAAUCACCACCCUAGGAUGCUAGCAGUGCCUGUCCAAGCCAAUGUACUGGGUCUCACACCCUUGGAGGUUUCUCAACUCAACGAGUUAUUACAGAAGUAUGGUGAUGUUUUCUCAAAGGGAGAGGGAGAUUAUGGAUACACUACAACGGUGAAGCACGAGGUUCAUACAGGUGAUGCCCAUCCCAUUAAGCAGCGACACCGGAGGAUUCCACCUCAUGUCUUUCAAGAGGUGAAACGGCAUGUGCAAGACCUUGUUUCACAAGGCAUCUUGAGAGAAAGUUGUAGCCCAUGGGCUAGUCCGGCAGUCAUUGUUAUGAAACGUGAUGGGUCCGUUCGAUUUUGCUGCGACUAUAGAAAAUUAAAUAGUGUAACCCAUAAAGAUGCAUAUCCUCUACCAAGAGUUGAGGAGUCUCUGGAUGCACUGGGACAAGCACGACUAUUUUCAUCACUAGAUCUGACUUCUGGAUAUUUCCAGGUGGCUGUUGAAGAGAAAGACCAGGAAAAGACAGCAGUGACCACACCUUUUGGACUGUUCCAGUGGACGCGCAUGCCCUUUGGGCUAUGCAACGCCCCAACCUUUUCAGCCUUUAUGGAGUCAGUCCUGGGUGAUCUAGCGUUUGAUGUCCUGCUCGUGUACUUAGAUGAUGUCCUGGUAUUUUCUAAAGAUUUCAAAAGUCACUUGGAAAGACUGGACUUGGUGUUCAGCCGGCUUCGCGGACCAUGGAUUGAAGCUGAAUCCAAAAAAGUGUUUCCUGCUCAGACCUGA
Molecule: messenger RNA, 2496 nt
Organism: Alosa alosa (allis shad)
Lineage: Eukaryota; Metazoa; Chordata; Actinopteri; Clupeiformes; Clupeidae
Exons: 1
Coding region: 1-2496 (831 amino acids)
Molecular function (GO): nucleic acid binding; zinc ion binding
Source: RefSeq, a predicted model, not a curated record